Molecule: messenger RNA, 1931 nt
Organism: Alnus glutinosa
Lineage: Eukaryota; Viridiplantae; Streptophyta; Magnoliopsida; Fagales; Betulaceae
Product: serine/threonine-protein phosphatase PP1-like
Exons: 3
Coding region: 888-1796 (302 amino acids)
Cellular component (GO): nucleus; cytoplasm
Molecular function (GO): protein serine/threonine phosphatase activity
Source: RefSeq, a predicted model, not a curated record
AUUGCUGCAUGAUUGGCAUGCCGCAUGAUGGUUGAGAAGUUCCAUUGCAGAGUUUGAAGAAAUGGAACGAAAGAUGGUUGUGAACUUGUGGUAGAUGAAGAAAUAUCAGCAAAUCCUCUACGGCGGAUAAAAUAUUAGCGAAUGUUUAGGGCAAUUGGAGCAAAUUUGAGAGAGCCCUCAUGUGGUGGUCUACAUGCCCGAGACUUGUUGGGGCAAGUGGAUCUCAUAGGAAUUUUUUCACAUUUGAUGGCCGCAUUUCUUGUAAUCUGGACGACAAAAUUGUAGGGAUCUGUAUCCGUUAAAAUAUUAUCACGAGCAUUGAGCUAGAAAACAUGAUGGGUCUAAUGCGGGUAAAGGUCUUGCUUGAUUUACAGUAGCAGCAGUUAAGAAAGAAGCAUGUGCGCUUGGCUAGCAUCAAUGGUUGAUAUUACUUGACGAGAGAGAUGAUGAAAUCCAUUGGUUUAUCAUCAAUGUCAUAAUUAAUAAGAAUAAAGUGAUUGGGUGGAAUAAUAGGCCAUGGAAAUCGGGGGAAGGGAGGGGUGCUGAUUCUUCUUCUCCACAAUCGUUGGCAAAUGCAAAAACCUCAUACCAUGACAGCCAGUCAAGUUAUAACGCUUAACAGCAAUCAACAUCCAAACCCGUAUAUAUCUUAACUUCCCCGAUUAUUUUGCAAAUCUCUCUCUCUCUCUCUCUCUCUCUCGACAGAUGUUAAGAUUAUUCUCUAAUCAUUUUGUUUUUCUUUUCUCUGGUGUCUCUCUCUGGCAUCGUUUUGAUUCAGAUAUAGUACGCUAGAAUAUACGAUGAUUUGUUGAUAGAAUCUUGUGUGAAAGCAAAAAAAGGUAAACGUAGGGGAGGAGACAAGGAGGCUAGGGUGAGGAUUGGGUGGAAUGGAAGGAUUGGAUGGGCUGAUAGAGAGGCUGUUGGAAGGAAGGAGGAACAGAGGCAAACGGAUUCAGCUUGCAGAGUCCGAAAUCCGCAAGCUUUGUAUCAUUGCCAAAGACGUCUUCCUCAGCCAGCCUAUUCUCCUUGAAUUAGAGGCUCCCGUUAACGUUUGUGGUGACAUACACGGUCAAUAUCCAGACCUCUUGCGACUGUUCGAGUAUGGGGGUUUUCCACCAGAUUCGAACUAUCUGUUCCUUGGGGACUACGUGGACAGAGGAAAACAGAGUAUAGAGACUAUAUGCCUUUUGCUUGCUUACAAGAUCAAGUUUCCCGACAACUUUUUUCUUCUCCGAGGGAACCAUGAAUGCGCAUCUAUCAACAGAAUUUAUGGAUUCUAUGAUGAGUGCAAGCGCCGCUUCAGCGUCCGUCUCUGGAAGAUGUUCACUGAUUGCUUCAACUGUUUGCCGGUAGCUGCAGUGAUCGAUGACAAAAUCCUGUGUAUGCAUGGUGGGCUUUCACCCGAAAUGCAGAGCUUGGAUCACAUCAGAGCUAUAGAAAGGCCGGUGGAUGUGCCGGACCAGGGCCUAUUGUGUGACCUCCUUUGGGCGGAUCCUGACAGAGACAUCAAAGGGUGGGGUGAGAAUGACAGGGGUGUUUCCUACACCUUUGGAGCAGACAAGGUGGCUGAAUUCUUGAAGAAACAUGAUCUCGAUCUCAUAUGCCGUGCUCACCAGGUGGUUGAAGACGGUUACGAAUUCUUUGCAGACAGGCAGCUGGUUACCAUAUUCUCGGCACCAAACUAUUGCGGAGAAUUUAAUAAUGCGGGAGCCCUGAUGAGCGUGGACGCAAGCUUGCUCUGUUCCUUCCAGAUUCUCAAGCCCUGGAGAGGGAAAAUAGCGCAGCAGCUGGAAUAAGUAACCUCCCAACUCCAAGAAUUCCACACUUUGGCUGUGAUUUUAAGAGCAACUAAUUUGGUUUUAAAGAUUCGUUUUCUUCACUUGUAGUCUUUGCAGAUUCUGCAUUGUAACCGAGGGCGAGGGGGCAAUAAG